Molecule: messenger RNA, 1400 nt
Organism: Dreissena polymorpha
Lineage: Eukaryota; Metazoa; Mollusca; Bivalvia; Myida; Dreissenidae
Exons: 9
Coding region: 1-984 (327 amino acids)
Source: RefSeq, a predicted model, not a curated record
AUGACAUGUCGCUGCAUUGGUAUAUCCAUCUGUUCGUUUCCGGACGCGUGGACGGGCACGUGGUACAGCAGUAGACGCGGCGAGCUGGUGAUCAACUCCACCCACCUGGGACCUAUCUACACCACCCAAACCAAAAGUGUCAAGUACGAGUGCUUCAUCACUAAUGGCAACGUCCUCGUCAUCAAAUCUGAGCAGUUCAAAUUGUAUGGUAUUAACUUUUUUGCCUACUUCUGUCUUGAAAUGACACCAUUGUCGUCUGCAUCGAUCCUGUACUACCAUAGAACACGCAAGGAUGACCUGGCCAACAACGAAACCUUUAAACUUUCUCCUACGAGCGUCAUCAUGACGGAAAAUGAUGUCUGUGAUGACACCCCAACAACGACGUCCUGGGAAUUACUCGUGAAGAAAGACUCAAUGCCGGCUGCCGCAGUGGACUGUCCUAAGAUGCUGCAUGGCGAGUUUAACUACACGGUGACGGAUGGGGGUGUAAGCUCCUGUGGCGCAAACUCCUCCUGGGACGGCUGCAGCGACCGCGACACGCCUUCCGUGAACACAACCCUGUGUGACGGCGACGUGGCCUUUUCGGCCAACGGAGUGUUCCAAUGCGUGUACACGUACGUUGAGGAGGGCAAUUACACGUACGUGUUGGUGGUCAACCUGGACGCCACCACAGACGAGUCCACCACAUAUCGAGUCACGUGUAUGGUGAUGGAGGAGGCCGAUGGGAGGAUACAAGUUUCGCAAACACCACAAAAGUGCGAUACCAACCAGAAACCGAACAGUACCACUUCCGGCACCACAAUUAUUCUUCAGCCUUUCGCGAACUGUGUGGUCCCCACCACCACCACCACCGCCGCCGUCACGACAACAACAGCAGCUACUACAACGACCACUUGGCCGAGCACAGCCUCCAGUCUGAAGGCGGGUCAUGCUCAUGUCUUUGUGUCCGUGCUACUCGGAGGCUGUGUGUGGAUACUGCAAUAGGACUGCACAGACAAUGCGUGUUUAUUGUAUGGAUGGUUGAUAGUUUUAGACAUAGCGAGAAUAGCGAAUGUAUACUCUGCACACCUUUCACAGAUCUUAUUAGGCAAAUAUACGAAUGCUAUGGUUGAAUACAGCACAUCAAAUUCAUAUUGUUGUUUAUUAAUCGAUAACAAACAAUAAAUCAAAUAAUAUAUUUCUAGGUUAUUAUCUUGAUCCUGACUUGAACGUUGAUGGAGUACAUUUGGCAUCAUAAGUAAAGUUUAGGGUUUUAGUUUGAACCUUUCGAAUUUGUACUAUUAUUCAUUAAGGAAGCAGUCAUGGAUAACGAGUGUGUACAACUAGAGAUGUCGUUAAUUAAGUUUUUGCAUUCAUUUGAAAGCAUAUAUUGUAUUAUACAAUCAUUUUAUUUGAAAACA